UAUGUACACGCUGAAUUCGCCACGUCGGCACAGCGGAGUCAGAGAGAAAAGCGAGCUGCGUUUGUCUGCUGCUCUUACUGUGAGUGAAGAAAAGUCAGGAAGCUGCAGAUAAAUGCGUUAAGAGUUAAGAAGACUGAGAGAGCUGCAAACGCUCACCCAGGAAAACGUUUGUUUUUGUGAAGAAAGAAACAAACAAAACGACAAAAAAGACAGCAGAGAGUUUGGCUCGGAGGCUGAAACAGAAGCCGCCUCAGACUCAAGUUUCUUUACCAGGUGUGUUUGGAGGAGAGACAGCGAACAAUGGUGAAGAAUGUGAACAGUGUUAGCUCUGAGCCCCUCCCUGGGACCACCAUGGCCUCGGAUGAAGCCGAACCCUCCCACAGUCAGCCUACAGAGGACGCAGGCAAAGAUCAUGAGGUGGCGCCCCCUGGCAUGGUGUGGCGAAUGACCGGCGGCCUCUUCAAUGUCACAAAGGGCGUUGUUGGUGCUGCGGUGGGUGGAGUGGCCUGGGUCGGCGGGAAGAGCCUGGAAAUCACCAAAUCUGCAGUGACCACGGUGCCCUCCAUGGGAGUGGGGCUGGUGAAGGGGGGCAUGUCUGCCGUGGCUGGGGGGGUCUCCACGGUGGGUUCAACGGUAGCCAGUAAAGUCCCGUUCACAUCCAAGAGGAAAGACAAGGCGGAGUGAAAAGUAGGAGGGAUGAAGACGAAGAUGAUGAUGCUAAAAAUGAUGAUUGAUGAUGAACCCCGGCCUGAGCCAACAGAGAGAAGCUGCCACCACGUCUCUGUCUGCCAACCAAACUCCACAGUGCCUUCAUACGCCUCUUGUGGCCUUGAACAUCAUAGUUCCGUUAUUAAAGUGAGACACAGUAAUACUACAAUCACUACCUACAUAGCUCAACUGUGCUACUUAACUGUUGCAAACCAUAAUCACCAGCAAAAACAAAAAACCAUGCUGUGUCAGAGAAAUGCUGCCAUCAGUUCUGUCCUGUUCUCAUCUGGAGAAGGUUUGUUUGGCCGGAAAUCAGAUUUUAUUUCCAGACAGGGAUCAGAUCCUUCUCAGCUCGUGCUGAAAUUCUUGAUGCUGUUUUUUCUUUUCUUUAAAUCUGUUUACAAACCAAACUAACGCUCUAUCAUUUCUUCACUCUUUGCUGUCUACUUACCUAAGUUGAAGUGUUCUCUAAAUAAAGUUGCUGAUUUGUACUAUUGUUCUUUAACAGUUGUUUCAAAGUAUCGCUAAUGUCUGCAACAAACACGUGCUCUAUGUUUUCUUUUAAUUCUUGAACAUCCAUUUGACCUGACCUGUGUCCUUCUGAAGAGCCUGGACAGAUGUCCAGCCCCGUGUCUGUUCACGUGAAGACUAUGGACAAGAUGAUUUUCUGUUUGUCUGAGAGUUUAGAAAAAAGAAUCACUUUCAAGAAGAUUCCCCCCAGAAUUGAGAAGAAAACAGUUCAUUGUUGGCUGAAAGUUUAAGAAAAAAAAAGAAAAAGGGACUAAUGUUGUCUGGAGUCACUCGGUCAAAGUGGAACUGUUACUCAGAAGGUCAACACUGUUCCUACAGUGCAGGCAACAUUUGUGAACAUUUAUAUGCAAUGUCAGCAUUUCAAUGCAACAUGUGGAGUAAGUGAGAGUCGUUGCUGUGUGAGUGUCUUGUGUGUCUUUUUUUUUUUUUCAAUAUAUCAAUAAAGUAGUUUGGAGGUUUAAAUAUAUCAGAGAUA
Molecule: messenger RNA, 1714 nt
Organism: Cynoglossus semilaevis (tongue sole)
Lineage: Eukaryota; Metazoa; Chordata; Actinopteri; Pleuronectiformes; Cynoglossidae
Product: transmembrane protein 263
Exons: 3
Coding region: 301-684 (127 amino acids)
Source: RefSeq, a predicted model, not a curated record